AUGGCAUAUCAAAAUGAAAAUGAAGUCGAUAUGGAUUUGGUUGGAAAUGAUAGUGAUAUUGAAAUGGUUGAUGCAACAGUGAUUGAAGAAGAGACAUUAGAAGAUAUUCAAAUGUCGCCAAAUGAUCAACCGCACAUUGAACAAUCGGAAAAUGUAUUAAAUGAUGGAGAUUGCGAAUUGAUGUCGAAUCAAGGAGGAAGAGCUGAAAUUUUGACGGAGGUUCGGUUUAUGAUUCGAUAA
Caenorhabditis angaria is the source of this 240-nucleotide messenger RNA. NCBI's taxonomy places the organism in Eukaryota, Metazoa, Nematoda, Chromadorea, Rhabditida, Rhabditidae. The record is from the annotation of a GenBank genome assembly.